ACAUAUGCACGUGUGGCGAUUCGUAAUUCAUUCAUUGUAUUAUUAAAAUCACAACUAGAACGUUAAAAAUUGUUAUAAAUUAAAAGUUUUCAAUUCUGUAAUUAAACGCGAUGUCUGCUAAUAUAGAAAUUAUUAUUGGCACUUACGAAGAGUUUCUAUUGGGUUACAAAUUCGACAUAAAAAAUGAGAAACCAACCUUAACCCAAUCAUUUGCUGAUAAAUCCCACUCCGGUUCAAUAAGAAGUGUGGCUGUACAUGAACGUUGGGUGGCCAGUGGUGGCUCAGACGACCGUAUUUUUAUUUACGAUAUGAGUACCAGAAAGCAGUCACAGAUUUUAUUGUCUCACCAAGGCACAAUAAAUGCUCUAGCCUUCACUCCCGAUGGUACACAUUUGUUAACAGGAGGCGAUGAUGGACGCAUGAUUGCUACACGUUUAAAAACAUGGUUUACCGAUGCAACAUGGAAAAAGGCACACAAUGGUUCACCUGUUACCCAUAUUAGCUGCCAUCCUAGUGGCAAGAUGGCAUUAUCGCUAGGCUCAGACUUGGUCUUACGAACAUGGAAUUUAGUGAAAGGUCGCGUGGCAUAUAAGACAAAUUUGAAAAGUCGUAACACUUUAGGCUUUCUACCCGAUUGUUUGGCUUGGUCACCUACGGGUGAUUAUUUCACUAUAACUGGACAACGUGUUGUGGAAUUUUGGUCAAUAAAAAACGCAGAUGUUGUACGUUCACACAAGACUAAAUCGAAGCCUGUGUGCCUGAAGUGGGUAACAAAUGACGCAUGUCUUGUAGGUUUGGAAGAUGGUAAAAUAUUGUGGCUUUCGACAGACAGUGAAGAAGAAAAGGAAAUAGUUGCCCAUAAUGCUAGAGUUAAAGCGAUGAGUAUUUUUAAGAAGAAUUUAGUCAGUGCAUCAAGUUCCGGUGAAAUUAAACUAUGGCAAAUAAUCGAAAAUAAGCAAAAACUAAAAGAAAUUGCCACAACAAAUAUCGGCUGUCGUCCCACCUGUAUAAGUAUAUUAGAUUUGGAACAAUUCGGAGCUAAUUACGUAAUAAGCAGUACAAUAGGAGCAAAAGAAGUCGAAAUAAAACCAACUACCUCCAAGGCUAAAGCGCCUCAACGAGGAGUAGUUACAAUUGAAUAUGAAAAUGGCGAAGAAGACAGCGAUGAAGACGAUGAUAGUGACAAUGGAGAAGGUGAGGAUACUGAAAAUGAGGCAGAUAGUGUAGCAGAAGAAGAUGAUGAUGCAGAUACCAAAGAUGACGGUAUAGAAGAUGAUGAUGAUGAGGAGGAUGAUGAAGAUAGCGAUGAGGAUAGCGAUGAUAGUAAUCCUGAACCAGAAAUACGUUUACCGAAAUCACGUAAACAUAAAUUACAAAUUGUCAAGCGGAAAGAUGAUGAAAAGAAAAAGCAGAAACUGGACAACAGCAAAAAUAAACAACAAUUCAAUAAGAAACAACAACCGAAGCAGUCACAGCUAAAUAAAAGCAAGCAAAAAUUUAAAAAAUAAAUUUAAUUGUGUAUGCUUAGCUUUUACAUUAAAAUGUUAAUGGUUUCCUAUUAAGUGUUUUUUUUUAAUAAUUCAACUUUGUGCUGCAUUAAAUAAAAUAUAGAAAAAGUUUACAUAAAAGGUUAA
Calliphora vicina (urban bluebottle blowfly) is the source of this 1634-nucleotide messenger RNA. RefSeq names its product p21-activated protein kinase-interacting protein 1-like. NCBI's taxonomy places the organism in Eukaryota, Metazoa, Arthropoda, Insecta, Diptera, Calliphoridae. The transcript is spliced from 5 exons. The record is from RefSeq and is a predicted model, not a curated record. Bases 111 to 1508 code for a protein of 465 amino acids. Gene Ontology annotation, molecular function: protein binding.